AUGUCUUCCUAAUUGUGUGAAACCUUAAAUGAACUUGGAGAAACUAAUUCUCAUUACUUAAAGAGUUGUCUAAAAGCCUACAAACCUCACUUCGUCGUUGAAUAUUUUGAAGAAUUCCAGAAAUCUUAUUUUUUAAAUUGCAACUAUGAUGACGAUUGCAUUUAAGAAUACAGAAGAAAUAGUAAAAUGAGAUACAUAAAAGUGUUUGACUAAAAAUAAAAUGUAAAAAAGCUAUUAGUCAUCUUUCAUUAAAAGUGUAUAUUUCAGCAUGACCUGAUAAUUUUAAAUGAAAUUUUUAAUAGUACCUUAAAAGGUGAUCUGAUAUUGAAUCUUUACGAUUCUUACUUCUUGGAUCCAGAAGGUUCUUUCUAUGUCUUUGAAACUGAAUACUAUGAUCUCAAUUCUGAAGUAUUAUCUUAAGAUUGCAAUGUUCCAACAGUUUAAAUUGAAAAGAUUAUGAAAAAGUAAUUAAAUCACAUUUUUUAGUUGCUGGGUUGCAAUAAUCAAGACUAUCAAGCUUCUGUUCCUAUUUAUGUUAAUUUAAUUAGUGAAAACCAAAUUUAAGUCAAACUUAACAUCUUUGAUUUUUUUGAGUAAAUUUAAACCUUAAUAAUAGAAAAGCCAUAUUACUAUAUCUAAAACACCUAAAAAAAUUAAGAGGUUAAACAAAUGUUUGAAACAAUUAAAAUAGAUGAAAAUUUGAUUUCGAUAAUCAAUAAAUAACUUUCUAAUUAUGAAUAAAAUGCUUUCUUACCAUACUCAAAUUAAAAUUUUUUUGAAAAGAUAUAAUAAAUUAGCUCUAAAGAUAAAUUAACACAUUCUUUAAGGAUAUUCGAAGUUAUUUCAUAACACUAAUAAUACAAAAAUUUUGAGAUACUUUCAUUAAAUAAGAAUCCCUUUGAAUUGAAACUAACAAAAAGAAACAAAAGUAUUUUAUUAAUAGGAAUUAAAUUCAAAACUGCUUUAGAGGCACAAGCAACGGAAAAAGAGUAUUUAAAGCUUAAUUUGCUUCAAGGAAAGUUCAAGUCGAAUUUGAUAGACACAUAAGUUUUUGAAUUAGAAUGCUGUAAUUAUUUAUUGCUUGAAUUUGAAUACAAAAAUUAUGAUACUUAGUAAUUUUAAUCAAUGACAUAACUAAUACUGAAAAAUUAAGCUAACGGAGAUGACGAAAAAGGUACGAAGGAUAGAAAGGCAUUUGAUUUUCUUCAAAAAUUGAUAGAAAUUAGUUAUGAACUCUAUACAAAAUAUAAUAUUAAAAUAACAAAUGUAGACCCUGAUAAAAUUCUGGUUUAAUAGUAAAAUGUUUAAUAAAAUAUUGACGUCUUUAUUAUUAAUACAUAGAGUUUGUAAAACUAUACAAGUGAGUAUAUUAAAUUAAUAUCUAAAAGUUUUGAGAUUUUAAACUUUAAUUACUCAGCUAGUAUAACAUUUACAAGUGGCGGUUAUACCCCUGAUAUUCAUCAUUAUUAUAAAAUAGUUUCAUUUUUUGAAAUGAUAUCUAAUUCUACAAUAGAAAAUGCAAAAAAAAUAUAAAUUUCAUAUAAUAAUAUUAGAAAGAUGCUUGAAAUACUUGCAAUAGUAAUAGAAGAAAAUUAAAAUGGUUAUGAUUUUUAACUGAGAGUAUGUCAAAACAAUCCUUAUAAGCUAUCUAUUGAUUUUUCUUAUUCUUCUUCUUAUUAUCAUACUUAAGAGAAAAUGAUAACAUAAUUAAAAAAAUCUUUAGCCUUUUUGAUAAAAAAUUAAGAAAUCAUACAAAAAUUAGAGUUUAAAACUAUUGUUUAAUCUUAAUUUCUAAAUCUAAAUAAUUCUUAGAGUAUGCUAAAUUCAUCAUAGCUUUAAUAAGACAGUUUAAUGCUUUUAGAUAAAAAGAUCCUUGAAGAAAUAGGACUUAAAAAUACUCUAGGCUACAAUAGUUAUAAUAUUGGUUUAUCUGUUUGCCAAUAUCUUAAAAAUUUAUAAAUUUUAUCUCUCGAAUUCAGACCGGAAUUUAAUUUUAAUAUAGUGAAUCAAGAUUCUAAUUUCUUGAGGUUAUCUGAAUAGAUAAUAAGUUUAGAGUUAAAUUUUUAAUCAAAUAAUGAGAACAUAAUCAAUCUUAUAUCGUAAUUAUAGCAGUAUAAGAAUCUUAAUACUCUGCACAUUACUAUAUCCGAUUAAUAUAUUCACAUAAAAAAGUUAAAAUAACUUAUCAAGAAAAAUUAAAGGCUAGUCCUAAUUUAAUUUAAAUUCGAUUGGUUUGCAAAUAGAACUGCAAAAAUAGAUAAUACAAUGGGUUUUUUCUUUUGA
Molecule: messenger RNA, 2283 nt
Organism: Tetrahymena thermophila SB210
Lineage: Eukaryota; Ciliophora; Oligohymenophorea; Hymenostomatida; Tetrahymenidae
Exons: 1
Source: RefSeq, a predicted model, not a curated record